AUGGUAGAGCCUCUAAGACACCCCAAGGUCAUGGAGAAAUUGCAAAAUGAGGUCAGAGCUGUAGGCCAAGGAAAAUCAGAGAUAACUGAGGAUGAUUUUGACAAAAUGCAGUAUCUUAAGCUAGUGAUUAAGGAAACUCUGCGGCUUCAUUCCCCAGUUCCAUCACUAGUUCCUCGAGAAUCAACUCGAGACGUCAAAGUAAUGGGAGACCCUUUGCUUUGGGAGAAGCCAGAGGAAUUUCAGCCAGAGAGAUUUCUGAAUGUUGGAAAACCAGAGGACAUGGAUAUGACUGAAGCUGGUGGCAUCGAUGUGCAUAGAAAACUUCCUAUACUUGUUCUUGCCACUCCAUAUUUUCCUUAG
This is a messenger RNA of Coffea eugenioides, 360 nucleotides long. Its product is annotated as cytochrome P450 71A4-like. Lineage: Eukaryota; Viridiplantae; Streptophyta; Magnoliopsida; Gentianales; Rubiaceae. Bases 1 to 360 code for a protein of 119 amino acids. The record is from RefSeq and is a predicted model, not a curated record. The transcript is spliced from 3 exons. Gene Ontology annotation, molecular function: iron ion binding; heme binding; oxidoreductase activity, acting on paired donors, with incorporation or reduction of molecular oxygen.